CUGUCAUUAUUUAGUGUAGCAUCUGUAACCGAACUUGCAAUAUGAUUGGGACGGAGGUGAUCUUUCUUGUUGUUGUCAAUGGCCUUCUUAGCUUUAUUGGGAUUAUCGUAAACGUUUUGGUAGUCUUGGUCGUUUUAAAAAAUCAGCAAAUGCGAAAUGAGCUUAACUUACUCAUCACUAGCUUAUCUGUUGCUGACAUCAUCGUGUGCCUCGCGGCGCAACCGAUGUACAUGGUCACCUUGUGUAUUGAGGAAAGUGAAGAAUUCAAAUAUGCUUUUGAGGUAGUAGCCUUUAUCGGCCUCCACGCGUCCUUCAACAGUCUCACUGGAAUAACAAUCAACCGCAUGGCGGUGCUCCUGCAUCCGUUCUCCUACACCAUGUCUCAUCAUCGCAAACGCUUAUACGUAGGCAUUAUUGGCGGGAUUUGGGUUUCGUCCGUAAUUCUUGCCUACUAUUUCACCACCGAUUCUGGGCGAGAGAUAUCAGCCCAUGUUCACGCUGUCAUGUUUAGCAUGUUCAUCGUUUCAUACGCUUACAUAUUUUGGGUGGCACGAAAACAGGUACGCAAGAUUUCCUCUCAGAUGCAGUCCGUUUCUUUCAACCAUAAGGCGACAAAGAUUCAUAGUGAAAACAGUGCUGCCAAGACUUCAGCAAUUUUGGUGACUUCCUCAUUAGUGUGUUUCUUUCCUGAUAUUGUGUUUGACUACCUACAUAUGGUAGACGAGAUGAGAUUUGAGUGGUUGUUCACCCUUUUGUUCUUGAGCUCUGCGAUAAAUCCUUGUAUUUACGUCUGGAGAAACGAACGAUUUCGUCUGGUACUGCUUCGGACGAUUCAUUGUAUUCCGGCGAUAAGGGAUCGAAUUAUAUCAUCGACUCGGGUCAUUCCAGCUCAGAUGGAAAGCACUAAGCAAAAGGGAGUACCAACGAAAGGAAAGGCUAGUACAGUCCGAGGACUGGACAAUUAUUGCAGUGUUGAGGAGCUGGAGUAGAAUGAACAAGAGCCGUAUGAGCUAAUCUCAGUCAUAGUCCAACCUGAGUUCAUUACCUAGAAAAACAAAGUCAAGUUUGAUGUUCUGACGUUAGAUCUUGGUAUUGCAAGCCAGCGAAGCGAAAGCUGGAUUACUUUUCAGUAAUCAAAUUGGAUUGCAAUUGAAGUUACCAUCGAGAAUGAGUUCCAAGAAAAAAGGAAAAUAGAUGGAGCUUAUCGAAAGUUCUUUAAUUAAUGAACGCGCUGAUCAUAGUCGGUCAGUAGAAUGGCCUUUAUUAUUCUACCUUGAGUAUGGCGAUCAUUUAUAAGAAACACAACUCAGACGACAAGGUUGAAAACCACUUGUGAAGAUGUCGACAAAAACUACAUAGUUUAAAAAGGACUAUUUUGUUAGGAGCGACAAAGCUUUCUGAAGAUUACUUUGCAGUUCAUAAACUUGACCAAGAAGGCACUGUUGCUCUAUUUCAUCUGAUUUCUCA
Messenger RNA from Orbicella faveolata, 1467 nucleotides. RefSeq names its product neuromedin-U receptor 2-like. Gene Ontology annotation, biological process: G protein-coupled receptor signaling pathway. Gene Ontology annotation, cellular component: plasma membrane. Lineage: Eukaryota; Metazoa; Cnidaria; Anthozoa; Scleractinia; Merulinidae. The record is from RefSeq and is a predicted model, not a curated record. Gene Ontology annotation, molecular function: G protein-coupled receptor activity.